UUCAUAGAUGGAACGCUAUUACCGCGCGUAUCCUUGGAAAUGAGCUAAAGCACAACCGAUCAUCCCUCGCCUAAUAUUAAAUGCAUUUUAACCACUAGUACUCGAGAUCACUGUGUGCCCUGCGCGCAUUAUAUUUUUAUACACGCUCGUUUUCUUGGAGAAUAUUAUCCUAUAGUUACAGAGAAUAAACAAUCAAGAUAUAAACAUGUGUUAGUGAAUCAAGACUGCCAUUUGAGAGUGUCUUGGAUACAUGUACGGAGUUUAUAUACCGGGUUGCGAUGUGUUUAUUGAUGGAUAUUUGAGAUCGAUUUGUACAUACAUUUUUGGUUUAUUUUUUUUUGUGAUUAAGAAUUCAUUAAGCAAAUAUGAGUAAGGAAUUAUUGGACUCACCUACGAGCAUCGAAAUCGAUGAUUUUCAAGAAAAGGACACACGUGAACCGAAUCUAUUUGAUAAAACGAUUGGUUAUAUAGAGGACUUAUUGAUGGAUGAGCAAUUUCAAUCGCUUCAACAGAAUUUCCUAGACAAAUAUUGGAGAGAGUUCGAGCCAGUUGAAGAAAAUAAAUUGAUAUACACUGAUGUGUUCAAUGAAUAUAAUAAGAUCAUUGAAAGUUACAUCACCGUUAGAUUGGAAAAAUCAAUUCCAAAUUUCUCCAUGGAAGGUUUCAUCAGCGAAUUAAAUAAGAGAAGAUCCGAGUUGGAUGGAGAAGUUUUUGAUGUUCUUUUAACUUUCACAGAUUUCUUAGCCUUCAAAGAACUUAUUUUAGAUUACAGGGCUGUGCAAGAGGGAAAAGUUUUUGAUUUAAGUGAUGGAAUUAUAGUAAAACCUUUGAAUUUGAAAAAUUGAAUCUGUUUAUAUUCUUUAAAAAUAAUAAAAUACUAUUCAAAGAAUUCAUUCAUGAGAGUACUGAAAAUUAUACAGAUGUCUUGUUGUACGUUUAAAAAUAAAACGUUAUUUCAAUGAUUUUA
Molecule: messenger RNA, 967 nt
Organism: Trichogramma pretiosum
Lineage: Eukaryota; Metazoa; Arthropoda; Insecta; Hymenoptera; Trichogrammatidae
Product: ADP-ribosylation factor-like protein 2-binding protein
Exons: 6
Coding region: 366-845 (159 amino acids)
Biological process (GO): maintenance of protein location in nucleus; positive regulation of tyrosine phosphorylation of STAT protein
Cellular component (GO): mitochondrial intermembrane space
Source: RefSeq, a predicted model, not a curated record